Soboliphyme baturini is the source of this 1095-nucleotide messenger RNA. The record is from the annotation of a GenBank genome assembly. Lineage: Eukaryota; Metazoa; Nematoda; Enoplea; Dioctophymatida; Soboliphymatidae.
UGUUGUGUAGAAUGUAAUAUAUUAAUGUCAGUGUAUUUGUUAUUUAUGCUUCAAGAACUUUACCACCUUCUGAACGAAAAUUAUGUCGAAGACGAAGACAAUAUGUUUAGAUUCGAUUACUCGCCGGAAUUUCUGAAGUGGGCGUUGCAGCCGCCAGGGUGGCUUGGAGAAUGGCAUUGCGGCGUUAGGGUGUCGAAGAACAACAAGCUUGUAUGCUUUAUCUGCGCUGUGCCAUGCAAAGUGCGAGUGUACAACAACGUUUGUGAAGUUCGCCCAAAGCACUUUGCUUUUCAUAAGCUGAGAUCAAAGCGGGUGGCGCCGGUGCUCAUUCGUGAAAUCACGAGGCGGGUAAACCGUAAGGGAAUCUUUCAAGCAGUGUACACAGCCGGUGUCGUGCUACCGCGCCCAGUCAGCACCUGUCGGUAUGUUCUCCUCACCGGAUUGUUCCGAGGACAUCAAAGCUCUACAAGCUGGCCAAUGUAUGACACCAUCCGUCGCACUGAUGCCUUUUUUGAGGUGAAAACCGAAGGCUUUAGGGCGUUCGAAUCGAAGGAUGCCAAGGGCGCUUAUGUUUUGCUCGACGCGUAUCUGAAACAGUUCGACCUCACUCCGGUUUUCACCUACGAGGAGUUCGUCCACUGGUUUACGCCGCGGAAAAACGUCAUUAGUACUUUUGUUGUCGAGAAAAAUGGCAUCGUUACCGACUUAGUCAGUUUUUAUAGUUUGCCUUCUACAGUAAUGCAUCAUCCGUCGUACAAAAACCUGAAAGCGGCCUAUUCGUUCUACAAUGCAGCCACGGCUACAUCGUUGACAGAAUUGAUGACCGAUGCAUUGAUUGUUGCCAAGAAUGAAAAUUACGACGUGUUUAACGCGCUAGAUUUAAUGAACAACUCAGAGUUUCUUGAAAAGCUGAAGUUUGGCAUCGGCGACGGCAAUCUUCAAUAUUAUCUCUUCAAUUGGAAGUGUCAUGAAAUGGCACCGCAGAAGGUGAGACGCAGGCAACGCUUGACGAGCCUUCCUACAGACUGUGUUGCUUUUUCCAUUUCAGAUUGGCUUGGUGCUCCAGUGACGCGGUUUGCUGCCUCAAAAUCAUGA